UCCUACAAUUUUAUUGAGAAGUUGAAAGGGAUCCAUGUAAUGAAGAAAUUGAAGAUUCUCUACAUGUCUAAUAACCUAGUGAAAGACUGGGCUGAAUUUGUGAAGUUGGCAGAAUUGCCGUGCCUGGAAGACCUGGUGUUUGUAGGCAAUCCCUUGGAAGAGAAACAUUCU
Molecule: messenger RNA, 171 nt
Organism: Odobenus rosmarus divergens (Pacific walrus)
Lineage: Eukaryota; Metazoa; Chordata; Mammalia; Carnivora; Odobenidae
Product: dynein light chain 1, axonemal-like
Exons: 2
Source: RefSeq, a predicted model, not a curated record